AAUGGUCGAAAAGCAGCUCAUUCCCCGCAAAUGGCCCUGCCAGUGUGCCAGUGGGAGAUUCCCGGAGGGCUUCUGACGCCACCGAUGAGUGAGUGGCGUGCGAGAGGGUCGAUGACCAUCAGGUCUGCUCGGCGUUUUUUCGCGUAGAGUUGAAAGAUCGAUCCUCCAUCAACUCGCGGGGACUGGAAAUAGAAGAAAUUUGAGUAUCGGAGACUUCUAAUUGAAGAGUGGCUUUUCACAACAAGAAUAAACAUCAAGACUGAACAGAGUUCAAUUUUGACGUUAAUUCUUGUUCCGUGGACACUUUCUCACUAGUACAUCGAGUCUCCAAAACGAGCUGUUGAUGCUUAUCAGGUAUGUGAUCGGAUGCUGUGCAUCACCUACAGUGAUCCCAUCAAUCAUGAACCAACUCGGAUUUUUGUCUUCGGUCCAGUUCAACAAGUCGAUACAUCUUCGGUGCAGCAAUCCAGGCCUGGAUUUAGUCCUGUGACUCUCGAAUCUAGGAACUUCUCUGCACAACCGACCAGCUGCCGAUGAACGGGUCGAUGUCGAUCAACUUCCUGGAUGGUUCGAAAAGUGCCAGAGGGUAGCAUAGUUGCAAGACAUCUCGACCCCGAGGACGAUCGUGACUGCGCAUGGGGUCGUAAUAUCUGGCCUCCGAAAGAGAAGAGUAGUUUCUAGAUGAUGAGGCGAUGUUUGUUUCUAGUUUCUAGUUUCACGAUGUUGAUCUUGAAUUCCAACGAGGACCGGACGGGAGGGCGUUUCCGAAUGCACUGUCGAUGAGACCCGCAUCGCCAGUCUGAAGUGUCUCGGGAGUUUCACUCGAGAGGGAUCGAAAGAAGGUGAUGAGAGUAGCUUCGUUCAGAAGAUGGCAGAAGACUUCCGAGACUGCUCUCUCGAUCAUCGACUUCGAAUGUACUCACGAGGAGGAGGAACACAUGCAUCGGAUCUGAACAUGAGAUCGUGACAAAGAACUUGGAGAUCGUCCUCAUGCCCUUGCCAAAUCACGACCAGAAGAAGGACAAAUCAUUGAACACAUGCAUAUGUUCUGAAUAAAUGCUCGUCUCGUUGAGGAGAGGAGACGUGGCUCCAUGCUUGGACUGAUUUGUCUCCACAUUGCUCGCAAAUCCGACGAGCCAAACGUUCUCCCUGUCGCAGAAGAAGGCAGCGAGAUUCGUAAAGCUGAGUGCUAUUCUUCUGAUGAAUUCGAUAAGAAUCCAGCAUGCAUCAUGAAAUGUCUAGCAGGAACUAGUCAAGUGCUGCUCAUCUGAGAUAUCGGACGUCAGGAAUUAUAUGCAAUAUAGUGCUAUCCCAGUCAAUGAAUUACACAGACGAAUCUGAAAAGGCAGCACACAAGGAUCGCGGUGCAGCUUGGAGCCUUCGUAUAUCUUUCUAUCUAUAAGUUCAAGAUGAGUUUGAUUCAACACUUUCCAGCACUUUCCAUCUGCAAUUUGGCCACUUUCAUUCGCCUAGAUGUCUGAAUAGCACAGCACAGAUAGAUACACAGCAUAGAUACACAGCAUCUGUGCUUCACGCACAGAUGCUGUGUAUCAAUGCCGUGUGUGGUUUGGUUAUGUAUUUUGAGUUCCUAGUAAAAGCUUGUGACCCAUUUCUGCAAUAUAGGAUAUGUUUCAACUGUAACAGCAGCAUUGGUCAUGACAUACAAUUAGUUGACAUACAAUUACUCCUUACUUUGACAUAUGACAUACCUUACUUUCUAUGUUCACAUCCAUGUUCAAUUUGUUGUAUAUUUUAGCGGAUCUAGUUGAGUGAAAGAGUCAGCUUUAGCUUUUGUUUAUAACCAUCAACUAUCUUGUUUGUCUACCGUUGGCUAUGUUUCACAUUAUGAGCCUCUGUUUUUCCUUGGCUCUUUUUGUCCCUAAUAGAUCAGUCGGUGGAGGGGAUGGUGUAGGAUUUUCUUGGGAAAGGUCUACAGGUGAUUAUGAUGGAGGGAGUAGUUUUGGUGGUGGAGGUGGACAUGAAGAUGGAGGAUUUGUUGGAAGGAUUAGUGUCGGUGAUGGUGCUCGUGGCCA
Messenger RNA from Marchantia polymorpha subsp. ruderalis, 2033 nucleotides. The record is from the annotation of a GenBank genome assembly. NCBI's taxonomy places the organism in Eukaryota, Viridiplantae, Streptophyta, Marchantiopsida, Marchantiales, Marchantiaceae.